GAGAGGAGAGGUAGUCAACUAGUCAUCAUCACCAAGCUCAUAAUCACACUCGAAAAUAUAGUUAGAGAAGCUAUUAUGGAUCAGAGCUCUAAUCUUCCUAUGCAUCUCUGCCAUGUUAACAAGCUCACAAUCUUUAUUAACCGAACGUAUACAGUCAUACACUCCGUGGCUUUAUCAUUCCUGCUUUACUAUAGAGCCUCUUUCUUCUCUUUCUUCCAUGACACCGGAACACCCAUCUUACCAUGGCUGAUUGUCUUCGCGGCCGAGCUCGCACUCUCCUUCGAAUGGCUUGUAACAGAGGCAUUUCGCUGGAGGCCCGUCACUCGAACUGUGUUCCCUGAGAGGUUGCUGGAAGAUGACAAACUUCCUUCAGUAGACGUGUUCAUUUGCACCGCUGAUCCGGAGAAGGAGCCAGUCUUGCAGGUGAUGAACACUGUAAUAUCAGCCAUGGCACUCGACUAUCCACCCGAGAAGCUUCAUGUGUAUUUGUCAGAUGACGGCGGUGCUGAUGUGACUCUGCAUGGUAUGAGAGAGGCUUGGACGUUUGCAAAGCGGUGGAUUCCAUUUUGUAAGAGGUAUAAGAUCAAGUGCAGGUCUCCUAAAGCCUAUUUCUCAGCGGCAGAGGAUGAGAAUGAAGAUGGUAAUUUGGGAGACACUGAUUUCAUACAAGAGAGAAAAAUUGUUCAGGAAAACUAUGAGGUGCUUCAGGAAAGAGUGAGAGAAUAUGCAAGACAUGGUGACUCUGGGAGCAGUAAGCGUCGAGAUCAUUCUGCAGUGAUUGAGGUGAUACAAGAGAGUUCUAGGAAUCAUGGAUUAGAAGAAAAUGAGGCAAAAAACAUGCCUCUCCUUGUUUAUGUUUCUCGUGAGAAAAGACCUUCUCAUGCCACUCAUUUCAAGGCCGGAGCUCUCAAUGUUCUUCUUCGGGUCUCUGGUGUGUUAAGUAAUUCCCCCUUCAUAUUAGGCCUUGAUUGUGACAUGUAUUGCAAUGAUCCAAGUUCGGCACGUCAAGCAAUGUGUUUCCUCCUUGAUCCCAAGCUCUCACCCUCGCUAGCAUUUGUUCAAUUUCCUCAGAAGUUCCACAACGUCAGUAAGAAGGACAUCUACGACAGUCAGUUGAGAUCGAUUUUUUCGGUGCAAUGGCAAGGUAUUGAUGGACUUCAAGGGCCAGGUGUGUGCGGUUCUGGCUAUUACCUCAAGAGGUUGUCCUUAUAUGGAAGAUCCCUAAAUGAUGAUCAUAAGGAUCUUAUGGAACUUAGACAAUCUUUUGGUCCAUCAAAUGAGUUCGUAAAAUCCCUGCUCAGAAACUACAAGCCUGAUAUGAAAAUGAACCAGCUAGCUGAGACCCAACAACUAGCCUCCUGUACAUAUGAAGAUGGCACCAAAUGGGGUGAAGAGGCUGGUUUCUUAUACGCUACUAUAGCGGAAGAUUAUUUCACAGGGUUCGCUAGCUUGCAUUGCCAGGGUUGGAAAUCAGUGUAUUGCGAUCCACCAAGGCCUCAGUUCUUGGGCAGUGGCACCACUAAUUUGAAUGACUAUUUGGUUCAUGUGAGAAGAUGGACUUCUGGGGUGCUUGAUAUUGCCUUCUCCAAAUACAGCCCUCUUAUACAUGGCAUAUUUAAACUCCCUUUCCUACAAUAUAUGUGCUAUGCAUCGCCCUUAAUUUCCCCUAUUUGCCAGUUCUUUUCACUCUGGUGCCUUGCAACUAUACCUCAGCUUUGCCUACUCAAUGGCAUUUCCUUGUACCCUGAGGUAUCAAGUUCUUAUUUCUGGAUAUUUACAUUUGUAUUCCUCUCCAUUGUUUCGAGACAUUUAUACGAGGUCAUCACCACUGGAGCAUCAUUACGAAAUUGGAUAUAUGAGCAAAGAAUAUGGAUGAUGACUGCAGUUACAUGUCACUUAUAUGGUAGUCUUGAUGCUUUUAUGAAGAAGUUGGGUUUGAGUGAAGUUAGUUUCACACUAACAAAUAAAGUUGAUGACGAUGAGCAACUAAAGCGUUACAACGCUGGGGUAUUUGAUUUCCAAACCUCAGCUCUGUUCCUUGUUCCAAUGGCUUCACUGGUUAUCUUGAACAUGGUUUCCUUCUGUGUGGGCAUUGCCAGAGUGGUCUUUCUGGGGGAGUUGGAGAAGUUGUUUAUUCAAGUCUUCAUAGCAUUUUAUGUGGUGGUACUGAAUUACCCUAUUAUAGAAGGAAUGCUUAUAAGGAAAGACAAUGGUCGCAUUCCACCAUCAGUCACCGUAUUGUCUGCAACAGCUUCCAUCAUUUUCUGCCUUUUGGGUUCAAUUAUUUUCAUGUAGCAAGGCUUUGUUUUUGACUUUUUUCAUAUUGAUCGAUUUUCUUUCCA
This is a messenger RNA of Fragaria vesca subsp. vesca, 2342 nucleotides long. RefSeq names its product cellulose synthase-like protein G3-like. Gene Ontology annotation, molecular function: mannan synthase activity; cellulose synthase (UDP-forming) activity. Bases 76 to 2295 code for a protein of 739 amino acids. The transcript has 8 exons. Gene Ontology annotation, biological process: cellulose biosynthetic process; plant-type primary cell wall biogenesis. Gene Ontology annotation, cellular component: plasma membrane; trans-Golgi network. The record is from RefSeq and is a predicted model, not a curated record. Lineage: Eukaryota; Viridiplantae; Streptophyta; Magnoliopsida; Rosales; Rosaceae.